AUGCGAUUCAUCACAGAUUCUCGUGGUCUCGGCGACCCAAACUCGGAACCAGUCCCUCUUCAAGUCAUCGGUGCAGGUCUUCCACGCGCUGCCACAUCCUCAAUGCAAGCGGCAUUUGAGAAACUGGGUUUUGGUCCAUGCAUGCACAUGGCAGAAAUCCUUCCACAUGCAUCACGCCUGCAACUCUUCAUUGACACGCUACGCGAAAAAGACGACGCGAAACGGAAGAAGAUGGUUCGUCAACUUAUUCACAGCCACCGAUCCAUUUGCGAUCUUCCUGUUUUCUAUUUUACUCCCGAAAUGAUGGACGAAUAUCCUGAUGCAAAGGUCGUCAUAAAUAUGAGACCUGACGGUAAAGUCUGGGCCAAGAGCGCCGAAGACAGCUUCUGGUUUUUCUUCAGUCCGUGGUUCAAAUGGGUUGGUCUUCUCUGGGCCACAGAUCGCCUGUGGUACAAGCUCAACAUGGAGACGGUGAAGAAGUGCAGGGAAGAGUAUGGUACGACAGACAUAUUCAGCGCCGAGUGUUAUGACACGUAUUACAGACGUGUGCUUGACGAAGCCAAGAAACGGAACAGACAAGUGCUUAUUUUCAAGGCUGAGGACGGCUGGGAACCUCUUUGCAAGUUCUUGGGUAAAGAGGUUCCAAAUGAGCCUUUUCCACGUCUAAAUGAAAAGAAGACCUUCGAAACGGUCAAGAGGAUAUUUAUCGCUAAGGGAGUGUUGUCUUGGAUGGCCCUGUUUGGUGCGACUUGGGGCGCAUGGAAGGUCGCAUCGCAUUUCCUAUGA
Messenger RNA from Fusarium venenatum, 786 nucleotides. Its product is annotated as P-loop containing nucleoside triphosphate hydrolase protein. The record is from RefSeq and is a predicted model, not a curated record. Lineage: Eukaryota; Fungi; Ascomycota; Sordariomycetes; Hypocreales; Nectriaceae.